AGUUCAGUUUGACAGUUCUAAUGUAACCAGUGGUCAUCGUAUUUUUUUUUACCUCCUUGCAUUUUGAUACCAAAAUAUAAGUUAUUCGCAAAGUGGUAUUACGUGAACAACAUGAAAAUAAGAUCCCACGCACUUCGAGAAAGGUGGAAUGCGGACCGCUAGCAUCGACUGAUAUGUCAACACGCAGCAGCGCGACCGCUAACCGAGCACGGCGCGGUCACAAGGAACGCUCGAAGAACUUCACCGAGUUGGAGAAGAGGACGGUCCUGGAGCUGAUAGCGAGGCACCGGGACGUGCUGCGGCAGGGCCGAUCUAACAGCGCCACCAAUCGGAGCAAACAGCUAGUGUGGUCGACUAUAUGCGAGGAGGUGAACAAGAGGUGCGGUGGCGAGCGGCCACGCACUCCCGCGCAGGUCAAGAUGUGGUACGAGAACUACAAGAAGAAAUGCAAGAUGCGCGCGCACGAUACACAACAACCACAAUCGGACCCCCAAGGAUUGCUCGACGGCAUGCUGUGGCAGAGUUUACAUCCUCUAGACGUAAAAGAUGAGGACGCAGACGCAGCUACCAGCGCGGAGGGUACUCACAGCGGCAAGGACGACGACUGCCUGCCUGUUAAUAUGUCGAACGGCCGACUUUCAAGCACGAACGACAGCGACGACACGAUGCCAAACGUACUCGAACCCCAGGUCCAGAUCAUCCCCCAGUCAUCCCCCACACCCCCCCUAAAACCCCCCAUACUACCCCCACACAUACAACUAGCUAAUUCAAUACAGGCCAUCGAACAAGCUAGAAUGCAACAAAAUAUAUUGCAAAAAUUCAACGAAUUUUCUAACACACCACUUAAUUUAAGCAACCUAGAUGAGGAUAAGAGAAAAAACGGCCACGAAAGAGCGAAAGAGACAGACGAACAAAUAAAACACGACUGCGGUACGGCAACAGAGGAGGAGAGAUUAUAUUUCACGGCGAAACGGCAACACGCAAUUUGGGAACACGAAGCGAAAAUGAAGAUUUUGAAUAUGGAACUCAGACAGAAGGAAGAAAUAUUCUCGUUGCAAAAACAGCUAUUUCUUAUCGAGUUGAAAUUGAAAAUGGAAUUCUUGGAGAAGGCGAGUGCUAAGUGAGAUCGUUUGCUCUGGCGGAGGAAGUUUGAGUUCGGAAUUCGAAAUUCGGUAACGAGGGUCGAAAGAACACUUCCAUGACAUGAAGUGAUAAUUUGAAAAUGGAACGUAUUUGAUUGACACUAUAAAUAGUAGCACAUGUAUUUAAUAUAAAAAAAACACUAUUCGUCACUGUAAAAUGUACGCGCAGAACAAGUUUUUAAAGACACAAUCAAAAAUACUUAUUAUAAGAAAGAAAGAUAUAUAUUCGGGAAUGUUUCCACUGUCAGAGUUCAAAUUACGAAAUAAGCGUUGAACGUUUUAGUCUCUAUUCACCUCGUUGGGAAUAAAAACGUGACAAUACGUAUAUAAAAAAGUUAGGGUCGAAAUGCAUACUUGUAAAUUACAUAAAAAAAUUUGACAUAAAUAUUUAAGCAUUUAGAAAAUAUGCGAAAAAGAUGUUAGUACAAAUACGUAUAAGCUAUUAUGCCUAAUGAUUGUUAUACAUUUUGACCCCAAACUGUCUUCCAAGAAACUGAACGCUCAAAUACCAUCCAAUAACAAUUUAUCUAGUUUUUUUUGUGCCAUCAUUGUACAUAUAUUUACGCCAUCAAAUGGUUAAGGAGACUGGUACAGACAUCUUUGCCUUUUAAAAAGUAUGUCGGUAAGUCUAUGGUCAGGGUAUUUUAUGGUACAUUUGUUCGGUUCGUUCCAAAUUAAAAUUCCUUAUAUGCCCCUGGCAACAUUGACAAAGUGCGUCCUCAGAAUUAAAGAUUAAAAUCUAAAGAAAUUUCUGUUAGUAAGAUAACUUAUAAGUGAAAAAGCAUGUAUUAAAUAAAGUAUUAUAACAAUGUACCAUAAAAAUUGUCAUUGUGAUCGAUAAAGUAUAUUAUUUUUGUAGCCGUUAUUUUGCAAAGCUUAUUUUGUAAUAUUUUUUUUUUAGUUUAUAUAUUUGUUUCGUAGAUUUUAAGAACUGAUUUUUGCCCGUAGCACCGCCCGUGUUAGACUCAACUUAAUGAUAUAUCUUGAAUGAAUACGUAACUUUUAAUUUGUGGGUUAAUUUCUAAUUAUUUACAUACAUGCACAGCUAAAAGAACCUCUUUUUUGAAGUCUGUUUACAAAGUGUCAUCUUUGUCAUUUAUUUCUGUCACCGCUUAUCUUAUUUACGCCCAAGGCAGCGAUAUUAUAGUAUUAUUUUUAUUUAGGCAGCUUAUGAGCAAUCGCAUAAUUUUAAUAAUAAAAAAAAAUAACUGCCAUCGCAAUAAAUAUAUUUUUUUAAUAUUGUUAAAAAAGCAUGUUUUAGCUAUAUUUUACUGGACACACAAAAAAAAAACAAAAUGGUGAAAAUUCGAACAACUUUAUUUUUUUGUUUUAUAUUCUGCGUGGCCAGUAUUUUCUAGCAAUGGCCGAUAGCCAUGGGCGUUGGGAAUUUAUUUUUGUUAUGUUGGUACCCCGUACCCUCCAAAAAAAGAAAGCACGUUUGUUUCCAUAAGUAUUACAUUGUCCAAUUUCCCAAAAUUCCCGUUUCUCCCACGCUUGUGGCUAUUGUUCUCAUUUGUUAUCGUUUUUUAGUACUUAGUCCCAAUGGACUUUAUUUUAAGGAUUUUUUAACCCAUUUUAUCGGGGUCAACGUACUUUUGACGCGUGUCAAGUGGCAAAUUAUACCUAUACCUAGUCUUAGUGUAUAUAGUUAUAUGAACUAGUUAUAAUACAGUCCGCACAAAUUAAGUACAAAAAUAAAACAAUAUUGUAUAAUAUUAAAAAAUACAUGUAGUAUAUACAUAUAUUUUUCGCAAUGACUUCGUGGUGAAUUGUUCUUCCCUCUGACAUAAAGAACUGGGUUCUGUCAUCCAGUCAAGUACCCAAAAUAGAUAAAAAUAUUACACAUAAGUAGAUAUUUGUUUUAAAAUAAAUAUUUUUUUGAGUUAAUAUUCCAUAACACAAGUCUUGAACUUACUUUGAGGCUGGCUCAGUCUGUGUGAUUUUUUAGUACGUGUAUAUUUUAUUCCACUCUCGUAAUUUGUAUUUAAUUUGCACGGAUUUCAUGUUAUUUUAAAAACUACUUAAGGAAAUCGGCCGCGUCAUGUAUUAUAGAUAGUAUUUUUAUAUUUUAAAAAUAUAGCGAUGCGUUUGAUUUAUAUAUCUAUUGAAGAUAUAAGUAUUCUUAACGCAAUGAUUGGUCUUUUAGGAUGCGGUUUCUAGACAAAAAUAAGCUGUUGCUAAGACGUUAAUUUAAAAAAAGUGAUAUUAAUAUAGUUUCAUUGAGUAACUAAUUCAUAUAACUAUAUAUUUUUCAGUGCCAAUAAUAAAAGCCAUUGUUAUAGUAAUUGUAAUAUAAUAUAUAUAUAGUUACUACAUAUAUAAGUUUACGGGAAAUAUACGUAAAGUACGGAAAUAUAAAUUCGACAUAAUAAAAUGAUAUUAUUAGUGUAUAAAAUGCAGAUAUUAAUGAUAUGUAUAAAUAACAGUACAAAUCGAAGUAUAUAAUAUAUUACCUCAUUCAUACAGUGUAUUAUAAUAAAUAAUGUAGAGUAAAUAUAUUAUUAUUAAAAAGGUUUAGAAAUGUUUAUAUAUGGGGGAAGCGUACUCAUGUAAUAUUGUUGCCAGUAAUAAAAAAACCCCUAAUAAAUUGUCUUAGUUUUUAACAAUAGAAUUUCUGUAUACUUCCGAUAAAUUUGGUAUUUCUCAAAACUGGCAACACCUGGGUGCAGUUUAUCCUCCGAUCAUGGCAAUACUUUUGAAAAUUAUAAUAUUUUACAUUUUUUUUUUUUUGAAACAAUGUGAUGUAUUUACGAUCUCAAUACAAAAUAUUAAAAAAAAAUUAAAAACUGGUUUUAACUCGUUAUUUUCGAUGUUUAUUAAAGUGAAAAAUAUAAUACUAUAUUGUUUAUUCGGAACGAUUAUGUUAAUCUGAUUUAAUUAGAUAUUAUUGAAAUUCAAUAAAGAAUUUAUUUUCUGUU
Messenger RNA from Amyelois transitella, 4060 nucleotides. RefSeq lists its product as uncharacterized. NCBI's taxonomy places the organism in Eukaryota, Metazoa, Arthropoda, Insecta, Lepidoptera, Pyralidae. The transcript is spliced from 6 exons. The coding region runs from base 174 to 1124 and encodes 316 amino acids. The record is from RefSeq and is a predicted model, not a curated record.